Peronospora belbahrii is the source of this 2010-nucleotide messenger RNA. The record is from the annotation of a GenBank genome assembly. Lineage: Eukaryota; Oomycota; Peronosporomycetes; Peronosporales; Peronosporaceae.
AUGGCGGAAGCCGAUGCUUUCAUCUUUGCGGCACUAAAACAAAGCAAAUGGCUAGAAGGUUCCUCUGAGUCCACGUCGUGGACAGUAUCAGAUCUCUCGUCGGAUGAAUUCAUUGUCCUAGUCCUUAAGUUUGUAGCAAGACUACAAGAUGUUGAUGGUAAUAAGAGCCUGGAUCCUGUCGUACCAGCCGUUACGGCUCCUGUUGGCGUUGCUGCGAGGCAUCGCGUGGGCUCAAAACUUGCUAAUACCCUCAAGGAACUGGGAUAUGCUGGGGAAUGUGGAUACAAUCACUUUUUGUAUCCAAACGAAAAAGAGACAAGAAAUAUUUUAUCAUGGCUGGUUGGGAAAUUGCCAAGGUCCGAGGUGGGAGAAAAUGAAAAUAACGACAGCAAAAGCGACGUUCUGGACACAAUGGGAAAGUUAUCAAAUGCAACAGGCUGGCAAAAAAACUUGGUACUAGAUAGCGAGCAGCUGAGCAACAUUUUCUUGAGCUGGAAACGGGAAAAGACGCUGCCUAUGCUACCAAACCAGAAUGUCAAGGGGCUGAAAGGGUUUCAACGACUACCUUUGCAGACUUCUCCGCUUGAAUUACCGUGGAGUCGAUUAGGCAAAACAACACGCAACAUGUUUGAAGGGUUUCCGGAAGGCUCUGUGAAGAUAACGUCGCUUUUGGAGGCACUAUCGGUAGCAAAACGUAGCAACACGAUACUGCUUCGGGAAGAUGACUUGGAGGAAGAGAUUGAGAGUGUCGGCAUUGAGCCAAACGAGAAGAAAGAUGAUGGUGUGUUGAAGGGUGAUGGGCAAGUUGCUGGAGAAAAUGGCUCUUUUGCUUUACAAGGAGCACAGAACGAGGAUGAUGACUUUGCUGCUAUUCAGCCGCAAUCAUUCGUAGCGACUGCGCUCCCAGACGUGCCAACCUCGCUUGAUAGUUCAUCAUCUACAGGUUUGUUUGUCACAGAAAGUCUAUCGGUGGAAUCAACAGGGUUCAGUAACGUUGAUACAAGUGAAAGAGAACAGAAGAGGGGCACGGAGGAUUUAAAAGGAGACAAGGAGCAGUCUAUUGAAACACUGCAAAAGGAAUUGCAUGAUACAGAGCGCCGUAUUGCUGCGAUGCGAAAAGUGCUAGAUCAUGAACGUGGUGAGCUGCAUCAGGUUGAGCAACACAUUAUUGAAGCGCAAAGCACGGGGCAGUUAAUGCAAAAACAACUCGCUAGGCAAAAGCAGGUGGUAGCAAUGCUUCCUCAGGCACAAUCGAACAUUGCAAAGCUGGAGGAAAUUUGCAAGACGAGCGCAGUAAAGAAGGAUGCAAUAGCACGACAGACGGAAGUCGCACGGGAGCCUUUACUUCAAGAGUAUGCUGAGCUAAAAGGUCAGAAGUCGAGGCGAAAGGCCCGGUGCCGACAACUUGUUCGCGAAAUCAAGGCCUUUCGAACAGAAAUGCAGGAACUCACAAGUGUCAUUUAUUCAAAGUUGGAGCGUAUGCAAGCACUUGAAAAGGUGCAAGAGCGGCAGAUGGAAAAGCUUAACAAGCAGAAGGACAUGACAAGGGGUCCUAUGACGCGCAACAUGUACACGUCGCGCAUCAUGGAUAUUACCAAGCAGGUAUACAAGCAAAGGCAGGAUAUUGCUAAGAUUCUGGAAGACAUCAAGGGACUUCAAAAGCAAUUGAAUGCUGCGUCAGAGAAGCUCAAGCGGACUGAAGCAGUAGCUGAAGAAAAAUUGUACGGUGCAGCGAGCAAGAGUAAAAAUGCCGGUAGCACAAAGACUGAAGCUUAUGUCGAGUGCUACCGCAAGUUUGCACAAUUGCGCGAGUUAUUCGAAGAGCUCAUUGCAGUUAUUACUGAUCUUGGAAAAAAAGAGAAUGCAGCUCGUGAUCUGCGUAAUUCAAUUUCUCAGCUGGAGGCACGGGAGAGCAGCAAUCAUUUGGACAAGGUACUUGCAGAUCUUGACAGUGUACGGAAAGAGAAUGGUACUCUUCAAAACGAGCUGCGAACACGUCUGUCGUGCUAG